UUUCUCCCUCGUUCACGAUAGAACCUUUCUCCUCUUCUUCUCCCAGUGACAUACUCUUCAUUCUCUCCCUUUGAAGAAAUUAAAAAUGUCAUAGCUGAGGAGGGAAUACAACCCUGAACAAACAAGAAGAAGGAAAGUAGCAUUUACGCUAAACAGAGCUCCAGACUUCGUCUCUCGCUCUCUCUCCGUUGCUAGACACACAUGUAUAUUGGAUUAGGUGACACGAUGGACUCCUCAAUACAAACACACUAUUAUAAUACUUUAGGAGAUGGAAAUGAGGAAGAAGAUUAUUUGGUUGAUGGUGAGGCUCAGGGUUUAGAGACUGAUGGUCUGUUUGAGGUUGAUGUACAUGUUAAUGAAUGUGAUGAUAGCACACAUAUCACAGAUGAUAGCUCGAGUGAUGAGGAGUUAGCUACGGCUAGAGAACUAGAGAUGCAAUUGGGGGGAGAACUUGGCUCUGGAUUUGUGGAUACAAAUGACAAAAGUGAGCUAGGUGAUUCACACAUAAUAACCCAUGAUCUAGACAUGGAAGACGAUUUAAAUCCAAUAGAUUUUGGAUAUCAGUCAGAAUAUGUGGCUUUUGAUGGAGAGCAAGACAGCCCCCCACCCAGCGACACAGAUGACAUAUUUGCAUAUCAUUUAAAGAAGAAAAAUUGUGCAAUAACUGAAUAUGAUCCAAAAUGUGAUCAUAAGACUAUGGAGUGGAAAAUUGGUUUGAAGUUUAUUAAUUCAUCGCAGUUCAGAGAUGUUGCGCAGUUAUAUGCAUUGCAUAGCGGAAGAAAUUUAACUUGGUUCAAGUCUAGUCAUAAACAAAUGGAUGUUAGGUGUGUUGAUGGAUGUAACUGAAAAGUGUAUGCUAGCUCAAUGCAGGAUAAUAGUGGAUUUGUUGUGAAAACAGUUGUUCCGAAACACCUAUGUGGAAGAUCUUUAACAAAUAGACAGGCAACUGUUGAAAAGCUAGCCAAAAGAUACUUGAACAAGUUUAGGGCAAACCCAUAAUGGCCGAUCUCUGAGAUGGAGGAUGAAUUAAGGAAAAAGUUUUGUUUGCUAGUUCCAAGUCAAAAGCUAUACAGGAUAAGGAAAAGAGCAUUAGAGAUUCUAAGAGGCACUUUAGAGCAGCAUUACAAGAGGCUUAGGCCCUAUAUUGGUGAGAUGAAAAGAGUGGACAGAGAAGGAACAUUUGUGUAUGAACCCAUUCCUCAUAGUGAUAAUGUGUUCAAAAGAAUAUAUGUGGGUUUCUCAUCCUUACGGGAGAAUUAUUUAGAGGGAGGCCGGCCGGUAUUCGGGCUUGAUGGAGCAUUCUUGAAGACCUUAAUGGGGGGUUGUUUAUUAGCGGCAGUUGGUCGCGAUGGAAAUAACCAAAUGUUUCCAAUAGCAUGGGCUGUUGUUGAUGCUGAAAAUGGAGAUAAUUGGGAUUGGUUCUUGGGACUCUUCACAAAGGACUUUAGAAUUAUUGAUGGGCUUAGGUGGACUAUCAUCAGUGAUGGUCAAAGGGGACUUUGCAAUGCUAUUGCAAGUAAUAUGCCUCAAGCAGAGCAUAGACUAUGUGUUAUGCAUGUGUAUGCAAAUUGGAAGAAAAAUUGGAAAGGUGAUGAAUUAAAGAUUUAUUUUUGGAUGGCUGUACAAGCACCGAAUCAUUCUGCUUUUGACCGCGUUGUAACAAAAAUGAGAGAGCAACAAGGAUGCAUAUGAAGAAUUUAUGGACAGAAAUCCUGUCAGUUUUGUAAGUCAUUUUUCCGGACUGAUCUGAAAUGUGAUGCAUCAGAUAAUAAUAUGUGUGAAGCAUUCAAUGGAACCAUCUGUAGGGCAAGAACAAGACCACUUAUUAACACGCUUGAAGAAAUAAGGUGUUAUGUGAUGGAGCGGACAUAUAAGAAGAUGCAUUUGAUGAAAAACAGUCGAGAUCAAAUAUGCCCAAGGAUCAGAAAAGUAUUCAACAAAAAUAUUGAAAGUAGCUCCCGUUGCAUGUGCAUUCCAUCUGCAGUAGGGAAUUUUCAAGUCACUGAGGAAGAUGAUCAAUAUGGCGUGAAUUUAAACCAACAUACAUGUGGGUGUAGAGCUUGGGACUUGAGCGGAAUACCUUGUAGACAUGCCAUAUCAGGCAUUGCUUUCCUUAGAGACGACCCAACUAAGUAUGUGGAUACCUGUUAUAGAAGGGAAACUCAUUCUCUUAGUUACUCUAGAGGACUUCCACCUAUAAAUGGAUAUUUAAUGUGGCCGUCAGUUCCUGGUUCUAACAUUAAACCACCUCCUCACAAAGUCAUACCUGGACGACCUAAGAAAAAUAGGGCAAAAUCAAAGGAUGAAAGGUCCGAACUGCCACGAGAUCCAAACAAACUACCCAAGAAUGGUGUUAAGAUGAAGUGUUGGAACUGCAAUACGUAUGGCCAUAAUACCAGAACAUGUAAGCAGCCAAGAGAAGUUAACACUGCUGUCAGUACAAAGAGACUGAGAGGCAGGACGAAGAAAACAAUUUCUGCUACUACACUAUUAAUGUGUUCCGGAGAACAUAACAUAGCUGCCACACGCCCUAAAAGGCCCAAACCACCUUCAACCGCAAUGAAUUAUGGAUCUUCACAGUUUGGUGGUGGAUAUGGAAUUGUUGCAUCUCAACCAACUUCAAGUGGGAUAAGAAAUACAUUUUCUAUGGCUGGUAGCUCACAUUUGGA
Cuscuta epithymum is the source of this 2669-nucleotide messenger RNA. The record is from the annotation of a GenBank genome assembly. NCBI's taxonomy places the organism in Eukaryota, Viridiplantae, Streptophyta, Magnoliopsida, Solanales, Convolvulaceae.